AUGAUUGGUCGUGGUAAUGUCUUAGUUGGAAUUCUCUCGAUUGUAUUUCUGAUCUUGGGCUCGCUGUAUUCCCAAAGCGACGUGAUUUAUACCCAACUUUUUGAAGACAUUUUAAAAGAGAAAAAUAAGAUGCCACUUCCUAUACCCAUGGAGCCCCAACAAAUCAAACGUUUGAACAAUUACGCUGGCAGUGAUUGUGGUGCAAAGGUACUUACGACGAACGAAGGGUCUAUUGGAGCGAACAAUUUGUUGAAUACGAAUCGAGACAGUUACUAUCUUUCUCCGUGCAAGAAUCACGUCCACUUUGUUAUUGAGUUAUGCCAAGCAAUUCAAAUCAAACAAUUUGGCGUUGCCAAUUACGAGUUGUUUAGCAAUCAAUUUGAGAAUGUUUCUUUGUCGUGUUCAGUGAAUGGGACGCAGUGGAUUCCACUGGGGAACUUCACUUUUGUGAACCAAAAGAUCUUACAUUUGGUGACCAUCCCGACUCCAAAGUGGUGUCGCUACGUCUUAUUUGUUGAGAACAGUUGGUACGGAAAGGAGUUCUACUGUUCGAUCAAUCAAUUUGUAGCUUAUGGGGUGUCUUCCUUAGACGAAUUAGUCGUUACUAUAGUUCAACCAGAAGAAGUUAAAACAGUGGUGGCAACUUCUUUAGCUGAAAACAUGACAAAGUUCGCCGAAUCUCAAAUUCUUGAGAUUCAGAGAUUAAAUAAGGAGAUCGUUCGUCUCAGAAACUCAUUUUACGAUCUCGAACACUUAUCAAACGGAAAGAUACAAACAACCUUCUACGGCUUACUUAUAUUGUCGAUAGUCCUCUUUCUCGUGUUGGCCUAUUGGCUAUUCAUGUUGUCAAAACAGUGUUAUAUCACGGAGUUGAAGGCUAAACAACCUUCGUUCCAACUCCUCAAUCCAAGACCAACUUUCUCGCCACCACUCCAACAGAUGGCGGCGCACAAAAAGGCAGAUGCAAUGUCAAAUACACUCGGAAAUAUAUUGGCGGGAGCUAUUAAGUCGACGUCAGGGUCAGCACCAAGCUCAAUGUCGGCUUCUUUGUCAUCUUCACCAUCACGGUCACCACCAUUGGGUAAGAGUCUGACUCCACCUCCGAGGACUAACUGA
Molecule: messenger RNA, 1116 nt
Organism: Entamoeba invadens IP1
Lineage: Eukaryota; Evosea; Mastigamoebida; Endamoebidae
Exons: 1
Coding region: 1-1116 (371 amino acids)
Biological process (GO): protein folding in endoplasmic reticulum
Cellular component (GO): membrane; cytoplasm
Source: RefSeq, a predicted model, not a curated record